This is a messenger RNA of Rotaria sp. Silwood1, 1248 nucleotides long. Lineage: Eukaryota; Metazoa; Rotifera; Eurotatoria; Philodinida; Philodinidae. The record is from the annotation of a GenBank genome assembly.
AUGUCGUUCCAUUUUAAAUUUCAAUACGAUACUGAAUUAGUACCACUUCGAAGAUAUAUGAGGAAUUUCGGUCGUCGUGGUAGCGAUUUUUAUGGUAAUCGAUAUGAUCAUCCAAAUCGAUAUAAUCAAUAUUAUUUUGAAGAUCGAAACAAUAGAUAUAAUCCAAAUUUUUAUCGUCAUAAUUAUGAACCACGACACUGUGAAGCUUACUCAGUAAAAUUAGUGAAAUUAAUUCGAAAUAUUGUAACACCAACAUGUCGAAUAUGGAAUUUAUAUGGGCCAGCUGAAACGACUAUUGGUUGUAUAUCUCAUAUUGUUGAUAUUACGUCCGACACAAAGAGCAUUCCAAUUGGAGGUGCAUUACCUAAUUACCAAUGUUUGAUUUUGGAUAGUUGGUUACAGUGUGUUGUUAUCUCGCAAGAAGGCGAAUUAUACGUUGGAGGUGUCGGCGUUUUUGCUGGUUAUCUAGGACGUAAUGAUUUGACAGCAAAAGCACUUAUUAUGAUAGACAGUGAUAUAUUUUAUCGAACAGGUGAUCUUGUUAAAAUGGAUCACAAUGGCCUUCUUCAUUAUCGAGGGAGAAAAGAUCAUCAAAUCAAACUACAUGGACAACGUAUUGAGCUUGGAGAAAUUGAACAAUGUUUACUUAAUACAUCAGUUUCUGCUUGUGUUGUCAUUAAAUGGGAUGAUGAUCAUUUAAUUGCUUAUGUUCAAAGCUCUGACAUCGAUGCAGAACAAUUACGCAAACAUUGUCAAACUCAUCUUCCACCUCAUAUGGUUCCAUCAUUAUUUAUUGUACUUGACAAAUUACCUCUGAAUGCAAAUGGAAAAAUAGAUCGAAAACAAUUACCAUCACCAAACUUUGCAUUACUGUCAUUACCUAGCAACAGCGACCCGCAUACAGAGCCGAAUAAUGUUUUAGAAGUGCAAAUUCAUUCACUUUGGUGUGAAAUUCUUCAGCGUCCAAAUAUAUCGACUAAUAUGAGUUUCUUCAGCAUUGGCGGACAUUCUCUUCUUCUCAUGCAAUUGUUUCAUCGUUAUAAGAUGAUUUUUAAUCUGGAUACCAGUAAUGUCAAUAUGGCGCAACUGAUUCAAUAUUCUACAAUAUCUGACCAUGCACAACUCAUCAAUAAUUCGAGAGGUUGUAUACAACAGGAUGAAGCACCUUGGCUCUUGUUGUAUUCCAGUUUAGGUAACAGUCUAUUUUUGGUAAUCGAUGGGUUACGUUCAGUAUAUUUCAUUCUGUAA